This is a messenger RNA of Macaca mulatta (Rhesus monkey), 1175 nucleotides long. RefSeq names its product synaptogyrin 3 (gene SYNGR3). The record is from RefSeq and is marked validated. Gene Ontology annotation, cellular component: neuromuscular junction; synaptic vesicle membrane. NCBI's taxonomy places the organism in Eukaryota, Metazoa, Chordata, Mammalia, Primates, Cercopithecidae.
CGGCUGCAGCGUCGGUAGCAUCAGCAUCAGCAUCAGCAUCAGCAUCAGCGGCAGCGGCAGCGGCCUCGGGCGGGGCCGGCCGGACGGACAGGCGGACAGAAGGCGCCGGGGGACGGCGUCCCGCCCGGGCCGGCCAUGGAGGGCGCCUCCUUCGGCGCGGGCCGCGCGGGGGCUGCCCUGGACCCCGUGAGCUUUGCACGGCGGCCCCAGACCCUGCUCCGGGUGGCGUCCUGGGUGUUCUCCAUCGCCGUCUUCGGGCCCAUCGUCAACGAGGGCUACGUGAACACCGACAGCGGCCCCGAGCUGCGCUGCGUGUUCAACGGGAAUGCGGGCGCCUGCCGCUUCGGCGUCGCGCUGGGCCUCGGAGCCUUCCUCGCCUGCGCCGCCUUCCUGUUGCUCGAUGUGCGCUUCCAGCAGAUCAGCAGCGUCCGCGACCGCCGGCGCGCUGUGUUGCUGGACCUGGGCUUCUCAGGACUCUGGUCCUUCCUGUGGUUCGUGGGCUUCUGCUUCCUCACCAAUCAGUGGCAGCGCACGGCGCCAGGGCCGGCCACGACGCAGGCGGGGGACGCGGCGCGGGCCGCCAUCGCCUUCAGCUUCUUCUCCAUCCUCAGCUGGGUGGCGCUCACCGUGAAGGCCCUGCAGCGGUUCCGCCUGGGCACCGACAUGUCACUCUUCGCCACCGAACAACUGAGCGCUGGGGCGAGCCAGGCCUACCCCGGCUAUCCGGUGGGCAGCGGCGUAGAGGGCACCGAGACCUACCAGAGCCCGCCCUUCACCGAGACCCUGGACACCAGCCCCAAAGGGUACCAAGUGCCCGCCUACUAGCGGCUGGCAGGCCCAGACCAGGGCUCCAAGGCCACCCCACCAACGCAGGCCCCAGGAUCUCCGGGACCUCCCUUGGGUUCUUCCAGCUCAGCGCCAGGGACAGAGUGGGUGGCCGCCUUGGGCCAUCCGGGGCCAAGAGGGGGUGGACCCUCGCGUGCCCGGGCUGCCCCCUGCCAAGUUUCCCCAGUCCCUCAGCACCUGGCCCCAGGACUAAGGUCCUGAGAAAGGGAUAGCACUGCCCAGGAUGUGUGUCCCUAGCCCAGAAUGGACUGGCUUGGGGAAGGCAUUCCCUCUUGGGCCAGCCACCCUGCAGCUCACCUGCUCACUCUGGGGUCGGGGGUUCAGCUGCC